CUCCAUAGUUUAGCUCUAAUAGUGAAUGAUCAUGAAAAAAUCAAUGAGUGCUACUUCUUUUAUGCUUGCUUUCCCUUGGUUUCUCUUCGCAGUAACUGUUUUAUGUUGGCAUGGAAGCUUCAGUGCUGGCUGCACUCAAAGCGAGAGAGAAGCUCUUUUGCAAUUCAAGCUUGGCCUUAAAGAUCCUUCUAACAGGCUUUCUUCUUGGGGUGGUGAUGCGGAUUGCUGUGGAUGGUCUGGAGUCAUUUGUGACAAUCUCACCAGCCAUGUUCUUGAGCUCCAUCUUAGAACUCUUUCUGAAAAAGAGUAUUAUGCCUUUAAUGCCACUGGUGACUAUGAUAAAUUUUGGGAGAGGUCGGCAUUCAGAGGUAAGAUCAGUAAAUCUUUACUCAACUUGAAGAAUUUGAAGCAUCUAGACCUAAGCAACAAUAAUUUUGAAGGAAUUCCCAUUCCCAAAUUCCUUGGCUCUAUGGGGAGUUUAAGAUACCUUAACCUCUGUGGAGCAGAAUUUGGGGGAAUGAUACCUCAUCAACUUGGAAAUCUUUCAAAUUUGCAAUAUCUUAAUAUUGGAGAUAUUUAUACUCUUUAUGAUAAAUAUGUUGAGAGUUUACAUUGGCUCUCUAAUCUCACAUCAUUAGAAUUCCUUGACUUGAGUUUUGUAAAUCUUAGUAAAGCCUUGGAUUGGUUGGAUGUGAUGAACAAACUCCCCUCUCUGGUAGAGUUACACUUGUCAGGCAGUUCACUAAAUCAUAAGGCGCCUCCACUUCCCAACGUCAAUUUUUCAUCACUUUCUGUUCUUGAUUUGUCAAUGAACAAUUUUGAUGAAUCUUCUGUGUCCAAUUGGAUUUUUCAAAUCACAAAGUUGAGUUCUCUUGAUCUUUCAUCGAAUCUUUUUUUUGGAUCAGUCCCUGUUCAUCUUCAAAAUAUAACUUCCCUUAGAGAACUUAACUUAUCUGAUAAUGAGUUCAAUUCUUCCAUGGCCAUAUGGUUACAUGAUUUUAGUCAUCUUGAGGCUCUCGGCCUUUUCUCUAAUAAUUUGCAAGAUAGAAUUCCAAGUGCCAUUGGAAACUUGACUUCUCUCAACAUACUGGACUUGGAAUUGAACCAAUUUGAAGGAGCAAUUCCAAGUGACAUUGGAAACUUGACUUCCCUAAACAGCCUUGACUUGUCAAACAACACACUUGAAGGAUCGAUUCCGAGUGCCAUAGGAAACUUGACUUCCCUCUACGAACUUGACCUAUCAGACAACAAUCUUGCAGGAGAAAUUCCAAGUGCCAUUGGAAACUUGAUUUCCCUCAACAGACUUGACCUGUCAUACAACAAACUUGAAGGAGCAAUUCCAAGUGCCAUUGGAAACUUGAUUUCCCUCAACAGACUUGACCUGUCAUACAACAAACUUGAAGGAGCAAUUCCAAGUGCCAUUGGAAACCUAAUUUCCCUUAGCAGGCUUGCCUUGUCAUACAACGAACUUGAAGGAGUAAUUCCAGUCACUUUGGGUGAGCUAACUUCUUUGACAUCUGUGGACCUUUCCUAUAACAAACUCAAUGGAAGUCUCCCCAUAUGUUUCGGAGCCCUUGAAAAAUUAGAAGAGGUGCAUUUUUCUCAUAAUUCAUUGGAGGGUGAAGUUUCCCAAUUUCACUUUACAAACCUUACAAAUCUGAAAUAUUUUGAUGGCUCUCAUAACCAAUUGCUAUUAAGAGUCAAUCCCGAUUGGAUUCCCCCCUUUCAACUUCUUGAACACAUAUCUUUGCAAUCUUGGGAUGUUGGACCUCAGGUUCCCACAUGGCUCCGUUCACUAAAGCAUUUAAAAUACCUGGACUUGUCAAAUUCAAAAAUUUCAAGUACCCUUCCCAUUUGGUUCCAUGACCUCUCUUCAAGACUUUAUUACUUUAAUUUAUCUCAUAACCAAAUGCAUGGAGAGAUUCCAUAUUUGUCCAUUGAUGAUUCUGAUUACUCAUUCAUAGACUUGAGUUCAAAUAAAUUCGAUGGUCAAUUGCCUUAUAUCACUUCCCAUCCUGCUUGGAUAGAUCUUUCCAAUAAUUUAUUCUCCGGGUCAAUAUCCAUCUUUCUAUGUGAUAGAGUGCAUGAGCUGAAGGCUGUAAUCCUUAACUUAGGAAAAAAUCUUCUAUCUGGAGAGAUACCUGAUUGUUGGAUGAAUUGGAGAUUUUUAGGAGCUAUAGUAUUUAACGACAACUAUUUCAGUGGAAAUAUUCCUAAGUCCAUUGGAACUUUAAGUUAUCUUUGGCUUUUAAACCUUCGCAACAAUAAUCUCUCCGGUGAAAUACCAUUGUCACUUCAACAUUGCUCAGAAUUGACAGUACUUGACAUAGGUGAAAAUGAAUUGGGCGGAGACAUUUCAGUAUUUUUGGAGAAGCAACAUUUUUCAAACAUGGUUAUUUUCAAUCUUCGUGAGAACAAAUUUCAUGGUCACAUACCUAAAGAGUUUUGCCGCAUGACUUCUUUAAGAAUCUUGGAUCUAGCUAAUAACAACCUCAGUGGUAAAAUACCAACAUGUGUCGAUAACUUCAGUGAAAUGGUAUAUGAAACCUAUGAUAUGGGAGGCCUAAUUUCCAUUUUCAUUGAUGAUAAUGGGUCAUUCUAUGGGAGUUCCUCAAUUAUGAAAAAGGGACAAAUGAUUGAAUAUAGCACCAUCCUUAAUUUUGUUCGGAGUAUGGAUCUCUCAAACAACAAAUUAUCCGGUGACAUUCCUAAAACUAUAACAAGGCUUGAAGCAUUGCAGUCAUUGAAUUUGUCACAUAAUCUUUUGAGUGGAAGAAUUCCAGAGGAAAUAGGAAAUAUGCAAAAACUAGAAUCUCUUGAUUUUUCUCAAAAUCAACUUGUUGGAGAAAUUCCGCCAAGUAUGUCAAGCUUGACAUUUUUGAGUUACUUGAACCUGUCCAACAACAAGUUAUCAGGAAUCAUUCCUACAAGCACUCAAUUGCAAAGCUUUGAUCCAUCUAGUUUCAGUGGCAACAAACUUUGUGGGCCUCCACUCACCAAGAACUGCAGUGUUGAUGGUGCUACACAUCCCAUUGGGACAGAAAGAGGAGAAGAUGAUAAAGGCCCUAAAUCAUUUUAUUGGUUCUAUUUCUAUGUGAGCAUUGCACCUGGAUUUGUGGUGGGGUUUUGGGUCGUAGUGGGUCCUUUAGUGUUUAACAGAAGAUGGAGGCAUUUAUACUUCAAUCUUCUAGAUGAUUUGUGGGACAAAAUUAUGGUGUGGUAUUACCUAAAUGUUGUUAGAGUUGUGAGAGGUCAUGGUUUCUAGAGUUCUAUCCAAAAGAAAUAUAUGUGUGGAAAAUGUGCUAUGGGUGUCUACAUAAGUUGGUCAGAGUUUAGCUCUAUGUUUGUUGUGAGAGUCUUUUUAAAUGGUCAUGCAAGUGCUUUGUAAUCUUGAAUUGUGUUUAAUAAAAAUUGAAAAGUCCCACUGUUGUGAGGGCUUCGUGUGUGGUUUUC
Hevea brasiliensis (rubber tree) is the source of this 3453-nucleotide messenger RNA. RefSeq names its product receptor-like protein EIX2. The transcript has a single exon. Gene Ontology annotation, molecular function: protein binding. NCBI's taxonomy places the organism in Eukaryota, Viridiplantae, Streptophyta, Magnoliopsida, Malpighiales, Euphorbiaceae. The coding region runs from base 26 to 3265 and encodes 1079 amino acids. The record is from RefSeq and is a predicted model, not a curated record.